Sander lucioperca (pikeperch) is the source of this 752-nucleotide messenger RNA. RefSeq lists its product as uncharacterized. The record is from RefSeq and is a predicted model, not a curated record. Lineage: Eukaryota; Metazoa; Chordata; Actinopteri; Perciformes; Percidae. The transcript has 5 exons. The coding region runs from base 36 to 752 and encodes 238 amino acids.
CAGAGGGAGUACAAAUUCACAGACUUGAAGAGGAGAUGUGCAGGCUGAUGAAGAGGAUCCUGGGCUACCUCAUACCAACCAGGGCAAUCGUGGGUGUACCUCUCAGGGAGGUGGAGUAUGGAGAUGGACAUCAGUUGGCUGAUGAAGAUCUCUUUAUCGUAGCAGACACAAAGGCAUUCAUGAGAAGCGCUGAGCUCCCUGUGUCCGCCGAGAAGAAAAUCUUUCAAACUGUGAGAAGCUUCUAUGAGGCAGUGCAUAAGAAGAUGUUCUCCUCCUUUCCCCUCGACCAUCCACUCCUGAGGGACCUGAAAGUGCUGGACCCUGCAGCUCGUCUUAACAUAACUCCAGGGACAGUGGAAAGGCUAGGGGCCCUGAGGCUGAAAGAGGAUAAGAUGAGAGAGGAAUUCAAAGAUUAUCAGGUGACAGAUAGUAAGCAACUCCCCCAAGAAGACAGAAUCGACAGAUUCUGGGGCCUGGUAGGAAAGGACGUGAGACUGGUGCUCCAACAACAUACUGUGCGCAUGUGGUUCGAUGUUGAGACUGAGCUGAGGCAGGACUUCCGACUCACCAGAACAGCGAUGCACAGCUUACAGAGGCUUUUGCAAAGGGAGCAGGACCAUGGCUGGGAUGAAGACAUUUUAAUGGAUGACCCCCAACCUCCCCGUGAACACAUGGCAUACAAUGAAACCUCUGGGAAUGACACCAGAAACAGACUGGCUGCCCUAGUUUCAGACAAUGUGCAAGCCCCAUAA